Aspergillus neoniger CBS 115656 is the source of this 1920-nucleotide messenger RNA. RefSeq lists its product as uncharacterized. The transcript has 5 exons. The coding region runs from base 1 to 1920 and encodes 639 amino acids. The record is from RefSeq and is a predicted model, not a curated record. Lineage: Eukaryota; Fungi; Ascomycota; Eurotiomycetes; Eurotiales; Aspergillaceae.
AUGACACACUUCUUCCAUAAUCGCCGAAAACCAAAGUCGCUCCCAGCCGACAAGACGGGGACGGCAAAGAGUCGGGCGUGGAUUGAGGAGCGGGGGCGCGACUUCCACCCCGCCUUUGCGGUGGAGAGCGAAUUCGAUGAGCAACAAGAGAAGUACAUUCCCGCCGAGCUGGCGACAAUUAGAGAUCUUGAAACACUUUUAAAGCAUCAUGAUGCCAUCGCGCCUCCGGAGGAGCCAAGAUUCUAUGACUACACAUGGCAGAUGGUUCUGAGGACACUAGAUGAAGCAAAGGAUGUGGCAUCAUCUCGCAAAGACUAUACAUCUACUGCUGUCCAGGGCCUUGGCAUGUUAGCUCCCUUGAAAGAUGCCAUACCUGACGAAUACGGACUGAGUGUUGUCAAGGGGGUGUUGGGACUCACUGCGAAACGAGGAGUAGAGAACCGGGCCAAAAUCUUGGAAGCCUUCGAGACCGUGCCCGAGACUGUUCUGACAAUCCAGACGGCCUAUAACUACUUGAACCCCACAGCGGAUGACGAGGAAUUGUGUAGGGAGUUUUGUAGAACCCUUGUGAGGACAUUACCAGGAUUGCUGGAUGUUUUGUUGAAGAGGCAGCCAUGGUACCGAAAGGUCACAGAGUCCCUCACCCUGAGGAUCCGAGAGACUCUCACGGUCGACCAGGUGCUCUCAGACUGGAACCGUUAUCUCGUAACCAUCAAAGAGCGACUGGAACGCAUGAAAGUCAAGAUCACUGCUGCUACGGCCUACCACAGCAGCGAAUCGCACCGCUUGGGCUUGGAAGCAAAUACCAACAUCCAGACCCUUCACACUGAGCUUCAAGGAGCCCGCAGCGACAUCAAAGACCUUGUAACUGAGGUGAAGAAGCAGGUUGGAGCUGAGUAUCGAGAGGUCUUUGCCUUUCAAAAAGAGCAAUCCGGUGCACAGGCUAUGACAGAGCUACUAUAUGAGUUUAAGGCUCUAUGUAAGGAGUCUCGGGAGCAGUAUGAGGUCCAACAGGGUCAAAUCUUUCUCUUGCAACGCGCCUACUCGGAUCUGGCUCAUGAAAACGAAGCUCUUCAGUCAUCCCUCUCACUCAGCAGCACAAAUUCUCGCGACUCAACAUCUACAACAGUCACCCCAAUCGAACUGCUCGGGAUAUUGGGCGUCUCACCACAUACCGCAGCCCAAGACCUUGAGAUCGUCCUCCAAGAAGGCAGUAGAUUCAAAUCUUCAGACCUCGGCCGUGUGCGAUGGCUUGCCAAAACCGAUGAGUUUACUGAAUGGCUUCGGGUCCCACAAUCAUCACUCCUCCUAGUAGAUGGCCGUCUAGAUACUAACCCAGCAAUAAUGGUCACUCCAAUGUCAAUAUUCGUUUCAACAUUCAUAUACAGCCUGAUCAGCAGUCCCGACUGCCUACCCUUAUUCUUCUUCGCAUCACUACACGACGACCAAGAAGAUCCCGAACUCAGCGGCCCGACAGGGAUGAUGCGAAGUCUCAUCACCCAGCUUCUCUUCAGCGACAAGCUUGCCACGCCAAGCCUGCAAUUUCUGGGUAGAAGGUUCAUCAACGCCUGCGAGAGCAACAACAUAAAAGCGCUCUGUGAGCUAUUCAGACGACUCGUUCUGCAGGUUCCUCCAAAUAUACAAGUCAUCUGCAUCCUGGACGGGACAGCCGCAUAUGAGAAAGACCCAAUGACAGGGGAAGAGAUCGACUAUGUAGCGGCCCUGUUUCAGCGACUCGUCGAGGAUUCGGUGGACGCAGAUUCUGUGCCGUUGAAGGUGCUUUUUACAUUCGCUAAUCAAAGUCUGCAGAUCUCCGAUAGGGUGGAUAUGUAUCCUGAUGUCUGGCGGUAUGCUUCGCUGGCGGCUGGACAUGUGGAUUAUCUGUCUCGGCUGGAUUUUAGACAGGGUUGGAUGGAGUGA